Molecule: messenger RNA, 1763 nt
Organism: Ochotona princeps (American pika)
Lineage: Eukaryota; Metazoa; Chordata; Mammalia; Lagomorpha; Ochotonidae
Gene: SAMD14
Product: sterile alpha motif domain containing 14
Exons: 10
Coding region: 339-1613 (424 amino acids)
Biological process (GO): neuron projection development; calcium-mediated signaling; actin filament organization
Cellular component (GO): dendrite; postsynaptic density; cytoplasm
Molecular function (GO): actin filament binding
Source: RefSeq, a predicted model, not a curated record
ACACACACGCGCGCACGCACGCACACACGGAGCAUCCUCCCGGCAGGUCUCCCGGUGCAGCCCCGCCCGCGCCUCCGGCAGCCCGCAGACCUCCCUCUCCCCGCACCGCCGCGCCCCCCAUCCCCGACCUUCCUCUGCCCACCCCUCCCUCCGGCUCCCGAACCCUUCCCGCCGACCUCCCACCCCCACCUCCGGGAUGGAGCGGCUUGAGCCAGCUCGGAGCCCCCCGCGGCCGGGGUGAAGAGCCAGCCCUGAGACCCCCCCUCCGCCACCGGGCUCGCACCUCGAGCACCAUGGGCCGGAGGGGUUCCCGGGGCGUCGCACGCUGAAGAUGACCGAUGCUGCAGUUCUCUCGAGCCAUGGCUUCUUCAAAGCUCCGAGAACCUGCAGAUGACGUUUUUGACCUGGACCUGGCUGUGCCUGAGACCGCCAGGCUGGACAGCAGCUUACACAAGGCCCGGGCCCAACUGCUGGCCAAGGGCCGGAGGCAUCGGCCAUCCCGCUCGAGGCUCCGCGACAGUGCCAGCUCUGCUGAGGAUGGUGAAGGCUCCGAUGGGCCAGGAGGCAAGGUGACCGACGGCUGCGGGAGUCCUCUGCACCGGCUGCGCUCGCCUCUGCACUCGGGCCCGGGGUCCCCGGCAGGGGGCUCUUUCUGUCUGGAGCCUCCCGGGCUGCGGCGCAGCCUGGAUGAGGACGAGCCGCCGCCCUCUCCGCUUACACGCUACCGGCCCCUGCACAACGCCGCCUCGCACGAGGGUCUGGCCGCCGCCUCCUGCUCGCCACCGCGCUCGGCGCCCUCCUCCGACAGCUCGCCCAGCUUCGUGCGCCGCUACCUUCGCGCGGAGCCGCACAGCGAAGAUGACAGCCGGGAUGCCAGCCCUCCUGAGCCGGCGAGCCCGACGAUCGGGCUGGACAAGAAGACUCGCCGGAAGUUUCUGGACCUGGGGGUCACCUUACGCCGGGCAUCCACUGGCAAGAGCCGGAAAGAUAAGGGGAGCAACCGCCUGUCCAUGGGAAGCAGGGAGUCGGUGGAAGGGUCUGGCAGGUCAGGGGGCUCGCCAUUCCUGCCCUUUUCCUGGUUCACAGACAGUGGCAAGGGCUCAGCAUCCUCCGGCAGCACCACCUCCCCCACCUGCUCCCCUAAGCACGAGGGCUUCAGCCCUAAGAAAUCAGCUUCCCAGGAAUCUACCUUGAGUGAUGAUUCCACGCCCCCGAGCAGCAGCCCCAAGAUCCCAAGUGGUCCCCGGCAGGAGGCCAAGUGUUCCUACCCCUACCACACACUAUCCCAGUCUUCAGAUGAGUUCCUGGAUGAACCCCUACCCACUGUCCACCACUGGACCAGUCAGCAGGUGGGCCAGUGGCUGCACAGCCUCAACCUGGAGCAGUAUGCCGCCGAGUUCGCUGCCCGGCAGGUGGACGGGCCACAGCUGCUGCAGCUGGAUGGCAGCCGACUGAAGAGCCUGGGGCUCAGCAACUCGCAUGACCGGGCGCUGGUGAAGCGGAAGCUGAAGGAGCUGGCAGUGGCCGCAGAGAAGGAGCGCAAGGCGCAGGAGAAGGCAGCUCGGCAGCGGGAGAAGCUGCGGCGCCGGGAGCAGGAGGCCAAGCGGAGCUAGGGGAGGGGCAGGGGCACUGUGGUGUCUCUCCAGGGGAACCUGGACCUGGCUCCAAGUCCUCUAGCCCCGCAUCACUCGGUCUGGGCCCAGAGCCCUCAGCAACGGAGAUCCUCGGGGAAUGGGCCCUGUAAUAAACCCUAUUUCAAGGAC